AUGGUUUUGCUCAGAGUUCUGGAGCCAAGCUACCCACCCAGGGGCUGCUCAGGUCUCAGGAACAGUAGGUCGGAAACCAGAGAGAUCUCAAGGAGCCAGGCUGGAGCGUACCUGCUUGCGAUGGAGGCUUCAGCUGGCCAAAGGGGCGAAAGCUACAGGUCGCAAGAGAAGGUGAAGCAGACUGGGGGCCACGGCAGAGGCGAGGGUGGUCCUGAGAGGCUGGUUCUGGAAAGCAGAGAGUCCGAAAUUCAAGGGAGUAGAGCAGAAGGAAAAAAGGUGACCAGUGUGCCCCACAUAGGGAAGAGCUCUGCUACCAUCCCUACCAGAGGCUCACUCAUCUGCCAUGCAGAGGGCUUGGACACGGACACCUUCAAAAUUUGUAAAGAAUAUCUCAGGCCACUGAAGAAGUUCCUGCGAAAGCUGCACCUGCCCAAGGACCUCCCACAGAAGAAGAGGUUGAAGCACAUGAAGCACAGCCUUGUGGUCCUGGGGGACCACAUCAAUACCUUUCUGCAGCACUGCUGCCGCACCUGGGAAAUCAAGCACUGGAAGAAGAUGCUCUGGCGAUUCAUCUCCCUCUUCUCAGAACUAGAAGCGAAGCAGCUUCGUCAGCUCUACAAGUACAGCAAGAGCAACCAGGUGACCAAGCUGCUGGCGGUGUUCCGGGAAGAGGACCCGCAGAAGAGCACAUUGCUGGCCCAGCAAGAGGACAGCCUGCCCAAGCUGUGCAACGCCUGGGGGCUGAACGGCAACCUCCGGGGCAUGCAGGAGAGGCUGUCCAAGAUGCAGGCAUCUGGCUGGGAGGUCUCCCUGCCACGGGAGCCAGGGUGCCAGUCAGGACUAGAAGCAAGGAGAGGUAGGUAAGUGUAAGCUGAUUGGGAGGGUGGAUCUGCGCUGCCCCAGCAGGAGCCCCUCUCCCCCAGGUUGGGGUGAGGUGCAGGGCAGAGGUGGGGUGAGGGCCCCAGCCAAGGUGCAGCCUGGGGUGAACCCUCCCGCCCUGAGACAGGGAGAGAUUUUGCACUUCUCCACCUGUCUCCAGCGCUAACUGCUGUGGAAGGGAAAGGUAAGCAGUUGGCCCAAGGUCCCUGGGGGUAUUCUGGAGUGGACCCUGCAGUUCCUCUCAAGCCCUGCCUGGCUAGGGUGACUCUAGGGCAACCCGACUCAGGUGGCCUCGGGCCAGCUGUUCCCUCAGGCUCACAGGCAAGCAGGAGAGAAAACCAUCAGUUGCAGAUGGCAUGGAUGGGGCCUGUUGAGCCCUGUGCCCACAGUUUAAAUGGAGGAAGUCAGAGGUACAAUGGAUUCCGGGCCAGGAAAGCCUGUGCGGAACUAGGACGAGUGGUGCAUGCUACUCAGGAGGCUGAGGCAGGAGGCUGAGGCCAGCCUGGAUACCUUGAUGAGAUGCCAUCUCAAAAUGAACUUAAAAGGAGCUGAGGAUGUAGCUCAGCACAUCCUGGCUUCAAUCCCCAGUCCCUCCAACCAAACCAUAAGAAAGAAGAGACUUGCAUGGCCAGUAGUCCAUGAAUCAGAUGAGUUCUGGGCCAGACUUUUUCUCUGCCAGGUGCCAGAGGGUCCCCCCACCAUCAUACUAGGAUUGAACCCCAGCCUUCUCCCUGAGCUACCUUCUCAGCCCUUAUUUCUUAAGACAGGAUCUUCCUAAAUUGCCCAGGCUGGGCUCAAACUUACCAUCCGGCCACCUCAGCAUCUCGGAUUUCUGGGAUUCCAGGGGUGUACCACCACAGCUGGCUUCUGCCAGGCCUGGGCAUCUUCAUUUCACAUAGGCCUUGCAGCAUCUGGAAAAAGUAGUCUCCAUUGCUUCUGUGAGCCCUCAAGGCCACAGGGCUCAGGGUGUGGGAAUCGGGACAGGCUGGGUUAGGGACAGAUCUACUGAAAGGAUAAGGAGGCAGAUGGAGGAGGGCAGAGUGGGGGAGGGGUGUGCCAGGGGGCGGGGCCACCGGCUGAAUGCCCCACCCCCGCAGUGAGAGAAGGAGAGAUACAGAGCAGGGGUAGAAGGAGAAAGAGCCUUGGUCUGUGGCUGAGAGGUUUGGGUUUCGCAGUAAACAUUUUCACUAUUAUAUACAUAGAAUGUUAAACACGGAUAAGCAAAAAUAAGAAAAUACCAACAACACAUUGUCAUCACCAUUGUUAACACUGCCCACGUUUUUUUUUCAAAUGUACUUUAUGGUAUUUUGUUUUUUGGGUAUUUUUUUUGUACCGGAGAUCAAACUCAAGACCUUGCACUUGCCAGGCAGGCCCAUGUGCUGAUGAGCUAUAGCCUCGACCUUUUUUUUUUUUUUUUUUUUAAGACAGGGUCUCACUAUGUGGCCCUAUGUAGGCUGGUCUUGAACUUGCAGUGAUCCUUCCCCUUCAGCCUCCCAAGUGCUGGGAUUACUGGCUGCAUUAUAUGUCUUUUAACAAAAACGAGACUGACUAUGUUGCAUAUGUGAUUUUGAUCUGACUUGCUUUUGGAGUUAGUGGUAUCAGCUUUUCCAGAUCAAAAUUUUCCUUGCAUAUAAUAAUUGGAUUAAAUAGUCCAUAUUCAAAUUUCACAGAUAGCUGUUCCCAAACCAUGCAUUCUACCUGGUUAUGUCUUUUCAAUCUUAUGAAAGAAGACUAAGGGGGGUUCUUAGUCUUAGUCUUCCAGGCUGUUUCACCUCCUGAUUGUUUCUGGUUGCUUCCUUUUGGCACCUUUUGCUUGUUUCUCAACCUACAAACAGGCUUUGAAAACCUUGGAGGAAUUAAGCUCAGAGAGGGGGUGAGAGAUGAGGUUGUCUUCUUCCUCUGUCAUGUGAGAAAGCACUUAAUUCCUGGGAAACCCACAAUGAGUGGGUUAAGAUUAUUCCCCAAGUCACCCUGCAAUUGAGUAACUUGCAUAAUGUCUUUGUGGUCAUAAGAACAGUUUGCAAGUCUUUUUUUAGUUUUGUUUUGCUUUUUGGUUUUAUUUGAGGCAAGGUCUCAGUAUGCUGGCCUCGAAUUCACGAUCCUGCUGCCUCAGCCUCCCAGGGCUAUGAUCACAAACCUGUGCCAUCACACCCGGCCACACAUCGGCUCUAGGCUGAAGCUUGGCUGUGGUGUUUUUGAACAGCAGCAAAGCACCAGGAAUCGGGCCAUGAGCCACAGAAGGGAAUUGGGAGGAAUCAGCACAAAGCCAGAAGUCAGGAAAACCGGGGUCUGGUCCUGACUGUGCCCCUUACUCACCGAGAGGCUCCGGGGUUUCACUUCCUUAGUCUGUGCCAGCUCUGGGGUCCCCGUCUGGAGAUCACGGGUGAUGCCCCCCCCAACCCAGGAUUUCAGCAAGAAGACAGGAAGGGACAACGUCAUAAAGAAGAUUUUAUUUUCCUUCUCUGCUCUCACCAUGUCUUCCACAUGCUUUUCUUUUUCUUUUUGAGAUAGGGUCUCCCCGUGUAUUUCAGGCUGGCCCUGAACUCAUGGCAAUUUUCCUGCCUCAGUCUUCCGAAUGGGGUUUAUAGGCGUGGGGCCCCACAGCUGGCUUCAUACCCUCCCCUUACUUCUGAGAUGCUUUUACUGUUUGUAAUUCAUCAGGACUUUCUCUGACCUCUCUUUCAGGUUCUUUAAGGAAACUGCCGCAAAAAUUAAAAUUCAA
Cavia porcellus (domestic guinea pig) is the source of this 3601-nucleotide messenger RNA. It is a transcript of the gene Chct1, whose product is annotated as CHD1 helical C-terminal domain containing 1. NCBI's taxonomy places the organism in Eukaryota, Metazoa, Chordata, Mammalia, Rodentia, Caviidae. The record is from RefSeq and is a predicted model, not a curated record. The transcript has 6 exons. The coding region runs from base 1 to 864 and encodes 287 amino acids.